AUGGAGCCCAGCAUUGCCUCCCCUGGUAAGCGCAGAAACCUGGGCUUUUUCAAACCCAAGCUGUACAUCCAGGAGCGGCGCCGCACCGAUACUAUCAUUACCGGGACUGCGGCUGCUAACGACGAAGAGAGAUGCGGCACUUUGAGGAGGACUCAGUCUGAUCGCACAGAGUACAGUCACAAACUGAAAGCUAAGAUGACUCCCCAUGCCAUUCCUGAAGCUCCAGUGACCCCAAAUCUGGAUCCAGAGGAGCAGAGGCAGCACAUGAUGGGCAGGAGGUUAAAAGUCAUCAAAGAGCUCGUAGAGACUGAGAAAGAUCACUUCAAUGACCUGGACUUGUGCAUCACACAAGUAGUUCAACCACUGAGAGAGAAAAAGGUGGAGUGUCUUGAUGUCGAUGGGUUGUUCAGCAACAUUGAAUCAGUUCAUCAGAUAUCUGCCAAGCUGUUGUCCAUGUUAGAAUAUGCCAUUGCUGAAGAUGAGCCAGAGAUGCAAAUGAUUGAUUGCAGACGCCGAGCUGUCUGUGUUGCAGGGGAUUGUGUGGAGGAGCGCUCCCUGCUGGGGUUAGAGACAGACAGAGUUACUCUCCUAUCUGACACAGCCACCUUCACCCUCAAAACACUGAGCUGGCUCUCCAAAAAGAAAUGCAGCAAAUCCAGCGAGGCGCUUCACGGCGAGAGAUGGCCACAAGCUCCCCAGCAGACUGAAGAUGACAGGGCUAAGCUCUUGGCAACACACAGCCCUGACAAACUUUUUCAAGCAAAGCGAAAAUUCAAUGCUGCCCAAGAUUUAGAUGCAUCUCUUCAUGAGGGGGAAAUCGUGGCAGUUCUUGAGAAACAGGACCCUCUAGGGAGUGUGAACAGGUGGCUCAUUGAUACAGGAGUGAUGCAAGGCUAUGUGUAUUCCUCAUUUCUGAGACCAUACAAUCCUGCCACUGGCCAGAGUGGAGUGUCAACAGAUGGAUCAGUGCUUGAUGAGGAUUUUGAUGACAUUAGCCUGUUUGUAUCUUCACCCUGCGGAGAUACCAAUAAUGCAAGGAAUCUGCACUUUAAUGCCAGCGAUGGUGGGGACCCUCUCAACGAUUCUCAGGAAAUGUCUACACCAGAGACAUCGUCUGUUAAUGGAAAUGAUGACACCUCAAGUGACCUAGAAGAGCAGCAGAUCUUUUAUGCCGUUUAUCCUUUUGAAGCACGGAGUAAAUAUGAACUCAGCCUUCAGGAAUAUGAGCGAGUGACAAUCGUGAAAUCCAGUGACUUGAGUGGGAAUCCAGAUUGGUGGUUGGCAGAAGUUAAAGGGAAACGGGGCUAUGUCCCUGCUAACUAUCUGGGAAGGAUGACCUAUGCAUGAAGACACAGCUUGUGACAACCUUUAAAGAAACUCUUGAGUGGAAAGUCAUGUUCUUGUAGUUGCUCCCCCAUGUUUACUAGAUCAUGGCAAAGGAGUUAAGUCUGCUUAUUUUAAACUCUGUCCUAGGAUGUGGGCAUUGUGGCUGGCCAGCAUGUAUU
Molecule: messenger RNA, 1505 nt
Organism: Rhincodon typus (whale shark)
Lineage: Eukaryota; Metazoa; Chordata; Chondrichthyes; Orectolobiformes; Rhincodontidae
Product: rho guanine nucleotide exchange factor 38-like
Exons: 7
Coding region: 1-1347 (448 amino acids)
Molecular function (GO): protein binding; guanyl-nucleotide exchange factor activity
Source: RefSeq, a predicted model, not a curated record